AAAACCCUAGCGGAAUUACUCCAAUACCUUCUUCUUCUUCAUCUCAAGAAACGAACGUGUCAGUCUGUACGGUCAAGAAGGAUCUGAAACCUCUGCAGAAUCCAUGGCGAACCCGAGGGUCUUCUUCGACAUGACGAUCGGCGGCCAGCCGGCCGGCCGGAUUGUGAUGGAGCUCUACGCUGACACCACCCCCCGCACCGCGGAGAACUUCCGCGCCCUCUGCACCGGCGAGAAGGGCGUUGGCCGCUCCGGCAAGCCCCUCCACUACAAGGGGUCGACCUUCCACCGUGUGAUCCCGGGGUUCAUGUGCCAAGGUGGUGACUUCACCGCCGGGAACGGCACCGGUGGCGAGUCGAUCUACGGGGCGAAGUUCGCCGACGAGAACUUCAUCAGGAAGCACACCGGCCCGGGAGUGCUGUCCAUGGCGAACGCCGGCCCAGGGACGAACGGGUCCCAGUUCUUCGUCUGCACUGCCAAGACCGAGUGGCUGGACGGGAAGCACGUGGUGUUCGGGCAGAUCGUGGAGGGGAUGGACGUGGUGAAGGCGGUGGAGAAGGUGGGGUCGAGCUCCGGCAGGACCUCGAAGCCGGUGGUUGUCGCGGACUGCGGCCAGCUGUCUUAAAUGGUGCCGCCUGAGAUCUAGGUUAACCAUGGCGGUGUCUUAUGUCCCUACUCGUUUUUAAUCUGUUUGCUUAUGGUGUCUGGGUCCUUUUUUUUUUUUUUUCUGGAGUUGGUUUAUCGCAUGUGUGAUGGGGUGAUGGAUCGGGACUGGCUGUCUCUGUUAUGAACGAUGAUGGGCUUGAGCUAUUAUUAACUUUGGAAUAAGAUAGAACUGUCUUCAGACAUUUGGCCGCCA
Molecule: messenger RNA, 856 nt
Organism: Punica granatum (pomegranate)
Lineage: Eukaryota; Viridiplantae; Streptophyta; Magnoliopsida; Myrtales; Lythraceae
Source: RefSeq, a predicted model, not a curated record